Messenger RNA from Trichomonas vaginalis G3, 576 nucleotides. RefSeq lists its product as uncharacterized. The transcript has a single exon. Bases 1 to 576 code for a protein of 191 amino acids. NCBI's taxonomy places the organism in Eukaryota, Parabasalia, Trichomonadida, Trichomonadidae. The record is from RefSeq and is a predicted model, not a curated record.
AUGAAAGUUUUUAAUACAAAGCUUCAAACGGUAGUGAGAGAACAACUGACUGCGGAAGGGCAUCCAUUACCUUCAGAAGUUACCAUAGCAUAUAAUUUUGAAACAAAUGCAAUAGAUUUUAAAGUCAUCUCUGCAAAGAAGUCAGGUUUUACAUUUAAUGAAGCAGAUGUAUAUUCGAAUGAAAACUUCAAAGCUAUUGCAUGGUUAGAUAAUGACGAUUGCUUUAAGAAAAUCUUUAAAUUCAGUGACUCAAAGAUGUCAAUAGAUGACCUUCGUGGAAUGUUACCAUCGACGUUUACAGUUGAAGGUUCAGCAGGAUUGCUUACAAGAUUGUCAAUUGGUGGCAUUUGGUCUCGUGAGAACAUUGUUAUAAAAUCCAGUAUAAGUGAAUUUGCUGAAGAAUCUAUAUUAUGUCUUUCAAACUACAUGUAUUCACCACCGAAGCAUUAUAGUAUAACAAACUUUGUCAGUAAGUUUAACAUAAGACUUGUCGAACCUUCUUCAAUGAAAGAUGUUGUGCUACCUAAAGAUGGAAAGGAUGGACUCAUUAUUGAGAUGAUUUUAAUAGCAUAUUAA